Erigeron canadensis is the source of this 1414-nucleotide messenger RNA. RefSeq names its product epidermis-specific secreted glycoprotein EP1-like. NCBI's taxonomy places the organism in Eukaryota, Viridiplantae, Streptophyta, Magnoliopsida, Asterales, Asteraceae. The record is from RefSeq and is a predicted model, not a curated record. The transcript has a single exon. Gene Ontology annotation, biological process: recognition of pollen. Bases 17 to 1324 code for a protein of 435 amino acids.
CCUAACAUAUACAACAAUGACUUCUUUCCUUGUAUUCUUGCUAUGUUUUCAAGCAUUUGCUUCCUUUUCAAAAGCUGUUGUGCCUGCUUCAGACACAUUUAAAUAUGUAAACGAAGGCGAUUUUGGUGACUACAUUGUCGAAUACGAUGCCAAUUAUCGCGCACUUAGUCCUUUCAAUAACCCGUUCCAACUUUGUUUUUAUAACACAACCCCUAAUGCAUUCACUCUAGCUCUACGUAUGGGAACCGUUAGGUCCGAGUCACUCAUGCGUUGGGUUUGGGAAGCGAACAGGGGUAACCCUGUUCGUGAAAAUGCCACCCUGACCUUCAGCACAGAUGGGAACCUUGUUCUGGCUGAUGCUGAUGGUCGGGUGGCAUGGCAAACCAACACAUCCAACAAAGGCGUUGUUGGUUUUCAAAUCCUUCCCACAGGGAACAUGGUUCUUCAUGAUGGGAAGGGUAAUUUUAUAUGGCAAAGCUUUGAUUCACCAACUGAUACACUCUUAGUUGGUCAAUCUCUUAAAGCUAAUGCUGUCAAUAAGCUUGUGAGCCGGGCUUCAGAGAUAAAUAAUAUAGAUGGACCAUAUAGUUUGGUUAUGGAGCCAAAAGGGUUAGCCUUGUAUUACAAAAGCCCGAAUUCACCUCGACCAAUGUUGUAUUGGUCAUCUAGUGAAUGGUUCACUAUUGACAAGGGUAGCUUAACCAAUUUAACCCUAACUUCGGUUCCAGAUACCGAUGAAGGUUUUCUUUAUUACUUAACUUUCAUUUACUUUGUCACAAACCCGUCUUCUGAUUCAAACCGAAACAUGGCCUAUUCUAGGUACAAUAACACAUUAUCAUACCUUCGUCUAGGAAUAGACGGAAACCUUAGAUUCUUCACAUAUAACCCGAAUGUACAAGGGGUUGCGUGGGAAAACGUGUACACGUUUCUUGAUAGGGAUUCAACGGAAGGCGAGUGUCAAUUACCCGAACGAUGUGGGAAAUUCGGGCUAUGUGAAGAUAGCCAAUGUGUGGCUUGCCCAACCCCUAAUGGGCUAAGUGGAUGGAGUAAAGAUUGUGAUGUAAAAAAAGUGACAUCUUGUAAGGCUAGUGACUUUGGGUACUAUAAACUUCAAGGGGCUGAUCAUUUUAUGAUUAAGUACACUAGAGGUGAUGGCCCAACGAAACAGAGCGAUUGUGAGAGCAAAUGCACAAAAGAUUGCAAGUGCAUGGGGUAUUUCUAUCACACGGAUCGGUCGAGAUGUUGGAUUGCUUACGACUUGAAAACGUUAACACGAGUCGGUAACUCGACUCAUUUGGCGUAUAUCAAGACACCGAACAAGUAGUGUUAUGUGUGAAGUUUGUGUGAAUUUACUUAAUUAGUACGUUUUGUUUCUACUAAAAUGAAAUAAAUAAUAAAGUGAAGCUUCAACAAA